This is a messenger RNA of Caenorhabditis angaria, 849 nucleotides long. The record is from the annotation of a GenBank genome assembly. Lineage: Eukaryota; Metazoa; Nematoda; Chromadorea; Rhabditida; Rhabditidae.
AUGAUUGGAUGUAAAAAAUUAUAUUUUAGAAGCGGGAGAAGCUAUUAAAAUAUUGAUUCUUUGGACCAAAAUUGGAUAGAAAUUUGUUUAGAAACCCCUCAGAAAAACUCUUUGCAGGUCCAAUUGCUGGUCCACAAAUCGCCUCAGGUUCCCUAACAACCACCGAACUCUUCUACGAUAUCAUGAAUAAAGCGAUGCCACACAUUGAAAGAUCGCCGCAAAAUGCAUUUCAGCACAGGUUUGUCCGUCAACCACGUGGAUUUUUGGCGCUACAGUAUCCUACAGUAUUCCCUCUUUUUCCAGAUUCCACCAUACAGUUCAAUAUGGCGCCAAAUAUUAUUCGUAUUUGGUGGCACGCGCCUCGGCUUCGCUUAUCUGGCAACAACGAUUUCAGAUGGACCCGUUCAGCAGGAAAUGGGGAGAAUGUUGGGCAGAGGUACGGUAGGAGGAGGCUAAUAUGAGCAAUGUUAGAAGCUAGAGAUGUAGGGGGAAAUGUUAGAGACGCAGAGGAAUAUUGCUCAUAGUAGGCGGCAACAAUGUUAACAUUGCUCAUGUUAUUUUAUUUCGAAAUUGAACAUUUCCCGAUUUUUUUGAACUUUUUUCAAAAAAUUUCAAAUUUUGCAAAUUUUCUAUAAAAAUACAUCAAAAUUUCAAGAUUUGUCGAAAUUUUCAGCUAAAAAUCUCGAAUUUUCCCCCGAUUUUUUACAGGUUCAAUCUCACGGUGGUGGCCAUCCUCCAUCAAUUCUUCUCGAAAAAAUUCUUGGAUUCCGACCCGAUUCCAAAGAUUUGACGUCGGCUUUGGCAAAAGAAUCCAAACAUUUAUCACAACUCGACGCAAUUACUGUGUAG